Molecule: messenger RNA, 1379 nt
Organism: Salvelinus namaycush (lake trout)
Lineage: Eukaryota; Metazoa; Chordata; Actinopteri; Salmoniformes; Salmonidae
Product: aspartate beta-hydroxylase domain-containing protein 2-like
Exons: 3
Coding region: 291-1379 (362 amino acids)
Source: RefSeq, a predicted model, not a curated record
GAAGGGAGCAGCACAAAUAUCACACAGCCAGGCACCAUGCAGGGGGAACCCUCCCCUCAUCCCUGAGUACUGAAAUUUCAGGACUGGAGCCUGAGUGUGUCAUAUCAGAUAGUGUCAGACUGCAUCCAGAAGGGGGGAUGAUAAGAGCUUCCUGAAAGUAGCCUUUGAGAAACCCUGUGGAAAAUUUUCCUCUAAUAGCCAUUUUCAAGCAGUGUCAGACAGGGUUGGUUAUUGACCUUCUCAACGGUAUUUCUUCAGACCAAACUCAGUGGUUUUAGCGAAGAGCCAGAAUGGAGUGGUCACUAGAGAGGGUGAGGGAGAUGGUGGCUGGAGGGAUGCAGUCUAUGAGGGACUGUGAGUCCAGUGCCUUUGGCACAGCCAUGUGCCUGCUGCUGCUCUUUGUGUGGUACUGUUACAGGGUAGGUCGUGAGCACAGCUCCUCUCCCCUGCGUGGGGGGUACAGCAAUGAGCCCAGUCGAGUAGGAGGGGGUGGGGGGGCCUUGAUCAGCACAGAGAGAGAUGGCAAGGCUAAAGGCAGGCCAGUGUCAGGGGUGGAGGAGCAGAACGGCUUUGCUUACUGUCAGUCCGCUGAGUCCUUUCGCUGCACCAACACAGGGGACGGUCUCAAUCAGAAGCUGUACCACAGCCUGCAAGAUUACGCCAAACGCUACACCUGGUCGGGCAUGGGCAGGGUACACAAAGGGGUACGAGACCAGGGUCGCUACCUCACCAGCCGGCCCACCAUCCAGAGGCCAGAGGUGUUCUUCCUCCCUGACCUGCCCUCAGCACCCUUCUUCUCCCGGGACGCACAGAAGCACGACGUGGAGCUGCUGGAGAGGAGCUUCCCUGCUCUGCUGGCUGAGUUUGAGAGCAUCUACCACUCCCCCCCAGCAAGGGCUGGCUCCUCCCUUCCUUUGGGCUGGAAGUCCAACAGCACCCCCCAUGGUCAGUGGUGGACCUUCUACUUGUUGAACCAGGGCACUCCGCUGGCCCUCAAUGCCAGGAGGUGCCCCCGGGCCUGGAGGGUGCUGGGUCAGCUGCGCACCUUUAUCGCCAACAACGUGUUUGGAAACGCCUGCUUCUCUGUGCUAACCCCGGGAGCCCUGAUCACUGAGCAUUACGGCCCAACCAACGUCAGGCUGCGCUGCCACCUGGGUCUUAGAGUGCCCUCUUCCUGUGAGCUGGUGGUUGGCGGGGAGCCACAGUGCUGGUCUGAGGGGAGCUGUCUGCUGUUUGAUGACUCCUUCCUCCACAGGGCCUUCCAUGAGGGUGGCCCAGAGGACGGACCCAGGGUUGUCUUCAUGGUGGACCUCUGGCACCCUAAUGUGGCAGCUGCUGAGAGACAGGCUCUGGACUACAUCUUCACCCCUGGGCGCUGA